AUGAUGGAUUCAUCUGGUUAUGGCUUGACGAAGUAUUUGCAAAAACUCAGUGAUGAAGAGUUCCAGAGAUUUAAGGAACUUCUAUGGAAAGAGCUAGAGAAAUUUAAACUCAAACCUAUCUCCUGGACUAAGAUUGGGAACACGUUCAAAGAAGACCUGGUAAUGAAAUUGAACACACAUUAUCCAGGAAAGGCAUGGGAUAUAGUGUUGAGCCUGUUUCUACAAGUCAAUCGGGAAGACCUUUCAAUCAUGGCUCAGCAGGAAAGGAGAGAGAAACAAUCUAAGUACAAAGAAUUUAUGAAGAAUACAUUUCAACACAUAUGGACAUUUGAGACCCACACUCAUAUACCUGAUAGAAGCUACCACGCAAUUAUAAAACUCCAGUACAGAACAUUGAAGGGCAUAUUUAAUUCUCAGUCAGAGCCAGUCACUGCAUUUGUAUCAGGUCCUAGAGGAGGAGGUAAAACUAUUUUCUUAAGAAAAGCAAUGUUGGAUUGGGCAUCAGGAAAUUUAUUGCAGAACCGAUUUCGAUAUGUUUUCUUCUUCUCUGUCUUCUCACUUAACAAUACCACAGAGUUAAGCUUAGCUGAGCUUAUCUCAAGUAAGUUGCCUGAGUCUUCAGAGACACUAGAUGACAUUUUAUCUGAUCCAAAGAGAAUCUUAUUUAUCCUGGAUGGAUUUGAUUACCUGAAAUUGGACUUGGAACUCAGGACAAACUUGUGCAAUGACUGGAGAAAGAGGCUGCCAACACAAAUCGUCUUGAGUAGUUUGCUACAGAAAAUAAUGCUCCCAGAAUGUUCUCUGCUUCUUGAAUUGGGAAACUCAAGCUAUUCAAAAAUUUUUCCUUUGCUGCAGUAUCCAAGGGAUAUAAUUACUUCACCAUUUUCUGAACAGACUAUAGAAUUCUAUUGCGUGUCCUUCUUCAAUACCCAGACAGGCAUAGAUGUCCUUGAGAAUUUAAGGAACAUUCAUUCAGUGUACAGUUUAUGCGCCAAUCCUUUUCUAUGCUGGAUGAUCUGUAGCUCUUUAAAGUGGCAGUAUGAGAGGAGACAGGUAGUGAAACUUUUUGGUAAAACAGUAGCAUUGGUCUACUCAGUAUUUAUGGUGAGUGGAUUCAAAUCAAUAUUUGCCAGGAAUCCAUCUAAACAAAACAGGGCCCUAUUAAAGACCCUGUGCACCUUGGCUGCAGAAGGAAUGUGGAAAAAGGUGUCUGUGUUUGACUCUGAGGACCUCAGGAGGAACAGGAUAUCUGAAUCAGAUAAGACAGUGUGGCUGAGAAUGAAUUUUUUACAGAAUCAAGGUAACAACAUUGUGUUUUAUCAUUCUACACUACAGUGGUACUUUGCUAUCCUGUUCUAUUUUCUCAAACAAGACAAAGACAAACAUCACCCAGUUAUUGGAAGCCUACCUCAACUUCUAGAAGAAAUCUAUACUCAUAAACAUAACCAGUUGUUCCAGACACGGAUAUUAUUGUUUGGAAUUGCCACUGAGAAAGUUGCCUCCUUGCUUGAACCAUGCUUUGGCAUUAUGUCAAUCAAUGAAGUAAGACAGGAAAUUAUUAGAUACUUUAACAGUCUCAGUCAACAAGAGUACAAUGAGAAACUGGUACAUCCCCGGACUUUGUUCUUCUGUAUACUUGACAACCAGGAGGAAAGUUUUGUAGGACAAGUGAUGGAACGAUUUGAAGAAAUUACUAUCGAUAUUAGUGAUGUUGAUGAUUUGUCAGCAGCUCGGUACUGUCUGCAGAGAACACCAAAAUUAAAAAAUCUUCACCUGCAUAUACAAAGGAGAAUUUUUACAGAAAUCAAAGACUUUAAACAUGAUAACUUAGAACUAUGCAAAAAAAUUAUAGACACACAGUGGACUAUGCUCUGUAAUGUUUUUCGGAACUUGCAUGUGUUGGAUCUAGACAGCUGUCAUUUCAAUAAAAAGGCCUUAAAGGAUCUCUAUAAUUCAAUGUCUCCAUCUCCUCUGGCUCAGACAGUUUCUAAGCUCCGCAGCUUGUCGUGUUCCUUCAUGACUUACUUGGGAGACGGCUCAUUUUUUCACAUCCUUCUUCAGCUACCUCACCUGAAAUAUCUGAACCUUUAUGGCACUAAUCUCUCUAAUGUGGUUGAGGUGUUAUGCUCUGUUCUGGGCUGUUCAAGAUUCAACGUUGAGGAGCUAUUGUUGGGAAAAUGUAACAUAUCAAGUGAGAAAUGUGGUAAAAUUGCUACUUCCCUUAUCAACUCUAAGGUGAAACAUCUCUCAUUGGUUGAAAAUCCCUUGAAGAACAAAGGAGUGAUGUCACUGUGUGAAAUGCUGAAGCAUUCAAGCUGUGUCCUGGAGACAUUGAUGUUGUCUUCCUGCUGUCUCACAUUCAUUGCCUGUGGCCAUCUCUAUGAAGCCCUUUUGAGCAACAAACACCUCUUGAUGCUUGAUUUGGGGUUAAAUUUCCUGGAAGAUACUGGAGUGAACCUUCUGUGUGAAGCUUUGAAAGACCCAAACUGUAUCCUCAAGGAGUUAUGGUUGUCGGGUUGCUUUUUAACUUCAGAAUGCUGUAAAGAGAUAUCUGUUGUCCUUACUUGCAAUAAAAAUCUAAAGACCUUGAAACUGGGCAACAAUAACAUACAAGACUCUGGUGUCAAACAGUUAUGUGAAGCUCUGUGUCAUCCUAACUGUAAAUUGAAGUGUCUUGGGUUAGACAUGUGUCAGUUCACCAGUGACUGUUGUGAAGACCUAGCCUUGGCUCUCACCACCUGCAAAACAUUGAAGAGCUUAAAUCUGGACUGGAAGCCCUUGGACCACUCUGGGCUGGUGGUGCUCUGUGAGGCUUUGAAUAACAAAGACUGCAACCUGAAGAUGCUUGGACUGUACAAAUCUUCAUUUCCUGAGGAAUCACAGACAUUACUGCAAGAUGUUGAAAAGAAAAAUAACAAUCUGAAUAUUUUGCAUUUUCCCUGGGUUGAAGAGGAACGCAAGAAGAGGGGCAUUCGUCUUGUAUGGAACAGCAAGAAUUGA
Molecule: messenger RNA, 3000 nt
Organism: Grammomys surdaster
Lineage: Eukaryota; Metazoa; Chordata; Mammalia; Rodentia; Muridae
Product: NACHT, LRR and PYD domains-containing protein 9A-like
Exons: 9
Coding region: 1-3000 (999 amino acids)
Biological process (GO): regulation of inflammatory response
Cellular component (GO): cytoplasm
Source: RefSeq, a predicted model, not a curated record